Vollenhovia emeryi is the source of this 7262-nucleotide messenger RNA. Its product is annotated as hydrocephalus-inducing protein-like. The coding region runs from base 1 to 6732 and encodes 2243 amino acids. Gene Ontology annotation, cellular component: axoneme. NCBI's taxonomy places the organism in Eukaryota, Metazoa, Arthropoda, Insecta, Hymenoptera, Formicidae. The record is from RefSeq and is a predicted model, not a curated record. Gene Ontology annotation, biological process: axonemal central apparatus assembly; cilium movement. The transcript is spliced from 29 exons.
AUGAUAGAGGGAAGCUUGAUUUUCAAAGCUUUCUUUCACGAAGACGACACAGAACCUAUCUUUAUGGAAACCGUCGCUUUAUCUGGCGAAACAUAUGACGUUGCUGUUGACAUUAAUUAUGCAAAUCCAAUUGACUUGAAGAUCGUAAAAGUUGGCACUUCUACGAGCGCUAAUUUUACAAUAAGCAAUCGAGGAAAUCAUGAAGUUAAAUACACCAUACUUCUGGAGGAACAAAAUAAACUAGCCAAAAUCGCGCCAAAUUUGCCAGUAAGAUUAAACGACGAUAUAGAAAUUAGUCCUGUCUCCGGUUCCAUUCAACCAAGAAAAGAGACUGUUGUACAAGUAACUUUCAUACCAAAGAAUGAAAUUAUUCUAAAGGAAUGUCCGUUGCUGCGAUGUCAUCUUCUCGAUAUGAAUAAACAAGCAACUGUGAUUGCGGAAUUUCCUCUCACAGUUUCCCUAACUGCAUAUUAUACCAGGUUUCGCGUUUAUCCCUGCAAUGAGAUAAAUUUUACCUCGCUUGGCAUAUGCACGAAGAAAACACUGUAUCUUAAUGUAGAAAAUAUUGGACAAUUCCCCCUUCACUACUCUAUUAAAACAGCGCCUGUCAAACAUCCGUCUGUUACUUACAUGACAGAAAUUAAGACAGAAAACGUAAUAAAAAAGGAUCAUGAUAAAUCGACAGGUAGGUCAUCGAGGAGAGAUAAAUCGAAAAUGCAAGAAUUUAUUACGACUACGUUAAAAAUUGGCCCUUUUACUGUGUCAAAAACCGAGGGAAGCCUUCAAAUCGGGGAGAUUGACACCAUAGCGAUCGAAUGUUAUCCCGAAUUCGUGGGCUCUCAAGAAGAAGAUAUAAUAAUUCUCGUGCCCGAUAGCGUCCCUGAAGACAGAAAUGGCAAACUAAUAAAAUUGUCUGUUAAUUCCUGCGUACCCAGCGUCGAUCUACAAGAUCUCGACGCUAUAUUCCAUGAAAAUCAUAUAGUGAAUUACAUUGAAGACUUUACUUGUCCAAAAGAAAUCAGUGCACAUACCGUGUUCGCCCGUCAAGAAAAAUGCCUGUAUUUCCGUUAUGUGACCGUGUUUCACACUCAUACGACGAAUCUUGUGCUUUACAAUCGUAACGUUAUACCCGCCGACGUGGAACUGACCCUAUUCGCAGACUCAUUCAUACCGAAAACUAUGAGACCUGACACUUUCAUUCUGACACCCGAAAGAGAACGCAUUCCGCCGAUGAGUCACAAGAGAUUCGCGAUUUCAUUCAAUCCGUCGCUUUUAGAGGCAUAUUAUGCAGUCUUCGAAAUAGCAGUCGAACUUCCCUUGCAUUUGAAGGAUGAAAAGUUUUUCAUUAAAUUAAUCGGACAAGCUUGCGUACCAGAAGUGACAAUCAUUGAACCACCAAGUGGAAAACGAGAACGGGGUGUUUUAAACUUUGGCCGUACGCUCGUAGAUGAUUGUAAUGGAAGAAAAUUCGCUUUUAAAAACACUGGUGUAAUAUCAGCUAAAGUGAUUGUGGAGAUUUACGAGGAUCCAAAUUUUCUUUUCACUCUCAACAUUUCCGAGAGUACAAGAAACUUGUCAAGCGCAUCAAACGGUCGAUGUGUCAUAGCUUGUUUAACACCCGAAGAAAUAGUUUCGUUUGAAAUAAAAUUUACUCCGCGAGAGAUCGGCAAAUACGCAAGUCAAGUGCGGCUAUUUAUCGCUGAUAAUCCCUACGAGAAUCUAAUAAUUGAUUUGAAGGGCGAAGCGUAUGCGGAAUUAAUUGUGUUGGAUGGAUUAGAGCUCAUUAAUACAAAGUUUAAUUCUGCCAACGAACGGCGGGAAUUUAAUACCAAAUUGCGAAGAUUGUCAAAGGCAAAUAGUACAACAGGAGCUUCAACACCGACAACCCUCCCGAUUUCGUUGAUCUAUAAGCUGGAUUACGGAUACUGCUUUAUCAAUAAAAUAUACAGAAAGAGCUUCAAAAUUGUCAAUAAAUCAAUGAAUCAGUAUUUACGUUUCCAAUGGGGCGCACACCCCAACGUUGUAUUUACUCCGUCUAUCGGUCAUCUCAAAUCUCUGACUUGCAAGGAAAUCGUUGCGACAUUCCUUUCUUCGGGGCCAGUGACUUACGUCGACACUUGUCUCGAGUGUACGGUCUGUACAAUUGAGCUCGCCGAUCCGUCAAAAGAAUCCUGGGACGAUCGAGAGGCAGAAGUGCGGUGGGUGGCAAUAAAUUCUCACGCUGGGGAGCAAAAGGCAAAUGCGGAAAUGGCCAAGAAAACAGUCGAGCCCGUUAACGAGCCGAGCCACGAAAUCAUGCCUGGUACGAUCAAGUGCAUCCAAGUGUUGCUUAACGCCACCGUGGCAUUCUCCAAAUAUUCUUGCCCCGUUAAGCAGAUCAAUUUCAAGGAUACGCUAAUGUUCCAGGUUAUAUACACAUUACAAUUACUCAUUUUACUUAAACGAAAUACGAUAAAACUAGCAAUUCCCUGUCGACAGACGAGCGGACACGCGGUCGCUUUUUCAAAUACCGGCCAAGUCGACAUCGAAUACGCGUGGCGGAUAAACAUGGACGAGCAGUACCCGGUGAGAUCGGUCGCGAAUUAUUUGCGCGCCACGUCAAGAUCGCGUAGGGACGAUGCUCGAUCUAAAACUGCCUCAUUAACGUCUUACGUGCACAGUCAGCGACACAAUCCGAGCCCCGACGGAAGCGUAGAGUCGGGUCAUCGACAACUCCUAUCGUCUCGAGGCAAUUUUAUCGAGGUGAAACCAAUUGCUCGCCACCGCGGUGCAUCUGAUCUCUUCAGCAGCAGCGCCGGACUGACGGAAAGAAGUAGCGACAGCUGGUUAGAGAGCGACGAUCUACCAUUUGGAAUUCACCCAGAGAAAGGAAUCUUAUCGCCGGGCGAAUCCGUGGAAUGCGUCUUACGAUUCUCCCCCGUGGAUGCGUUCGACUACAAGGCGUACCUUGCGUGCAAAAUGGAGAAUCUCGAUCCGGAGCUGCCAGAAUUGGUUAUUCCCAUCGUGGGAAGAAGUUUGUUGCCGUACUGCCACUUCGACUUGCCGGAAAGCGACUAUCUGCUCGGCGAUAGACGUGACGCCAAACUGCCAGGACCUAUCGGUUGCCAACCGGAUGAUAAUUCUCUUCCAGAGGGCACGAGAGUAAUCGAGCUCGACGUGAUCGGAAUCGGCGGGUCUCACGUCAGAAAGUUCCGAAUGAUCAAUCCAACUUCGGACGACUAUCAUUUCGCUUGGGAGGAUCGAACCCGUCACAUCGUAGGCGAGAUUCCGAAAUUUCAAUGUACAUUUCCGGAGGGGGUCGCUGAGCGAGGCAAACAAGUCGACUUCGCGUUUACGUUCCUCGCGGAGGACACCGGCACUUUCGAAUCCUUCUGGUUGUUCCGUGUCGAGAAAUACAAUCUGAAGUGUUCCUUUCUGCUCGUCGCGACAGUCAGAGAACCGUCGGUGUGCUGUUCGCUUGCCCAUUUAAAGAUGAGACCAACUGUAUUGGGUGUCAGUGUGCGAGAAUCGGUAAGCGUGACAAACAACGAGGAAUUUCAGCUUCCCUUUCGGAUCGCGCGGGACUCUUUAUACUCCGAAGGACGCCUUCAGUAUUUGAAGAUAGCGCCUAUGAGUGGCACUUUGCCAGCGAAAGGCGAACAGAUAGUUUGGAUCGAGUAUCAGCCUACGCUCGUUGGCGAAUUUCAAUUUUCUGUAAAGUACGUUGUAAAAAGAAUGAAGGCACCGUUGACUAUAUUUGUUACGACAACGACGUACGAUAUCGUUGUUUCGGUUACGUACGUCGAUCUGAACGGCCAGACGGUGCUGCUGAAUCAAAGUGAAGAAAAUAUCAUUGAUUGUGGAAAACUGAUGUUAAAAGCGCCCGUUGCUGUCACGUUUGAAAUAAUAAACUCGAGCAAGGUGACGCUUUAUUAUUCUUGGGACCUCGGCAUGACGUCGGACAUAAUCAGCAGAAAUGUAUACACCAUUGCAAUGUCUCAAACGCAGGAUCGUGUGCUUAGCGAAUCGCGCUCCAACUGUUCUCUCGUUGUCACGGCAUUGCAAAAGACGGUGAUAAAGAAUCAUCCCGUCCUCUUGAAGAUUUCCAGAGGACCGACCUACCGACUAAUCUUGAAAGCAGCAGCGAAUAAACCGAUUUUGCAGUUCAGUUUUAAUUAUUACGACUUUGGACCCUGCUACAUUCGAGACGUCACCGCGGCUCCGUAUCACAUCGACUUACGGGUCACAAAUUUAGACGAUGUUCCAUACAUAUUAGAAUGCAAAUUCGAGAAGAAACCACACAUCUCUGUGAAUCUGGAUGCUCUUACAGAGACAAUAAUCCCUCGGUCAAGUAUUAUCGUUCCGAUAACAUUUCGACCUCGGGAACAGGUGCAUUAUCGUGAUGAUUUGCAUUUUCUAAUCAAUUCCACGGUCGAAAAGAAGAUUACUAUAACCGGCGAAGGAAUUAUAUACAAGAUUCGUUUAGUAAAUCCGCGCGACAAGUCAGUGGAUCUUGGUAAUUUACCAAUUAAUAAAAUGAUGAGCAAAAAAGUGCCAGUGAUCAACGACGGGCGUGCGGCGCUCGAGUUAAAGUUCGACCUCAUAAAGAAUCUACCUGGGUACGAGCGAUUUCGCGAACGAAUUCAUAUUUGUCCGGAGAAGAUCGACCAGGAGAACUCGAAAAGGGAUCACCCUCGAGCAUCGAUUUCUGAAACAAAGCGUUCGCACACGCUUGACGUGUCUCUUCAGACCGCCGAACCGGAUCUGUCCGAGGUUCUGGAGAUCGAGCCGACAGAAUCGAUCGUACUUCAGCCAGGGCAGAUCGCGAACAUUAUCGUAAGAUACAAAUCUACGCGCAGGAUGCGUCCCUUCGUCGCUAAAGUGGCUCUCCAAACCAAUUCCAUGAUCCAGCCGUUAUUUAUCCUGCGCGGAAGCUGCAUAGGCGCAGAGUUCCGUUUGAGCAGGACCUACCUCCCUUUCGGUAUAGUCGUUCAAGGUUGCCUCCGAGAGACGAAGACAGUGCUCUUCAACACGGGAGAUAUUGGUGCCAGAUUCAAGUGGAACGUAUCGAAAUUGCCCGGAGAUUUUAGCAUCGCUCCUGCAGCUGGCUAUUGCUCUCCUGGCAUGGACGUCAGCUUUGUUGUCGGUUUCCGACCUACUCGGCAUGACAGUUUGAUCGAGGGCGAGGCGACGCUUGAAAUUGAAAAAGAUGGAAAUCUCGGCGUAAGAAUUACCGGAGCUAGCUGCAAGCUACCCGACCCGGUUGACACUCUGUUCUUCUCGUGUCGCGUCCGUGAGAAAGUAACGAGGCCUCUAAAUGUCGAAAACGACACCGCGGCUCCUUGGAAAUUGAAACCGGAGAUCACCGGCGACUAUUUCUUCGUUGACGAAGUCUUGCACGUUCCUUCGAAAAAAUCUACCGCCUGCACAGUCGCCUAUGCCCCUCUAGUCACGAACAGCGAGAGCAAUCCUCACGAGGGUACGUUGCUUCUGAAGCUGCCAGAUGACAAAGCCCCUUUGGUGUACUGUCUUCGCGGGCUGAGUCUACCACCACAAGUUCUCCAAAGGAUUACACGUCAAUUCCCGGCAAAGACAAAGUACACCGAAUUGUUACCUGUCUACAAUUGGCUGAGCAGCCAGCAACGAUUUGAAUGCAAAAUUGAGAAUACGAAUGGCAACGUGCUCGCAGAGAACGUCAAUGUAUACACUUUUGUCGGCAACAGCAAGAUAGACGUACCGGCGAACGGCCAGCGAGAUUAUCGCGCGGAGUUUUACUCCUACAAAGAGUCGAGAUAUAACUUUAAGGUAAUAUUCACUAAUGAAGAGGGCGAAUAUCAAUUUUACGAACUGCAAUACGAUAUUACAAGACCACAAGAGAUCGAAUCGAUUAAGCUGGUCACUGCAGUACGAUCGCCGAUGUGCCAUGCUUUGAGGCUCGAUAAUCCACUUAAGGAGCAGUAUGUAACUUACACGGCAAAAUGUCAGCAUCCCUGCAUCACGAUCCACGAUGUACCAAAGCUCGUGGCACCCUCACAGAGCGAAACUAUCGGUGUCGAGUAUCAUCCUUUACACCCCGCCGAGGAAAUGGCAGUAAGCUUGGACGUCAGCUGCAAGGAGCUCGGACUGUUUCCUUACGAACUACGAUUGCGAGCGAUACCAGCAUCCGCGGAAAACACGACGCACGUCGUCGCGGUGCUCGGCGGUUCCAUCACCUUCUCUCUGACCAUAAGCAAUCACACCCGGCAGGCUGCGGUGUUCGCCAUCAACGUGAAUAACGAGAGCUUCACGACUCCGGAGAACGUCGAGGUGCCAGCUUUGAAGAGCGCAGCGUUCGAUGUAACUUACGAGCCCUGCGACGUCGACAACAUCUCCGCCACUUUGACAGCCACAUCCGAGACCGCCGGCGAAUUUGUAUUUCCUCUUAUCGGCACGUAUUCGUUACCGAAACCUCAAGGACCGUACACGGUUACCGUCGACGCGCCGGCUUCUAUACCAUUCAAGAACAUAUUUAGAGAAACUAAGUCUUUCGAGCUUAUCUUGGACAAUCCCGAAGCCUUCGUAACGACAACAUCGUUGGACAAGAUUAAAGCGAAACAGGUGGUUUCUAUCGUCGCUCGCCUGAAAGAUACGUCAAGCGGAAAGGGAGAACCGGAAGACGAUUAUCCAGUAACCGGAAAACUAGUGGUGUACAGCACAGACGCCAAGAUUUCCCACGUCAAUUGGAUUUAUUAUUUAAGAGGCGUACGCGAGUAAUAAAACGUGUUCGAUAUCUAACGAGAUAUCGCUUUAUCGCAGCUCGCGAUAUAAAAUUGUUCCGAUUGCAAAUGAUAAUUAUAUCAUCGAGAGGAAUAAAUACGCGCUUCUGUCUGCACUCCGUGUGUGCGUGGUCAUGCAAAAGAGAUAUAAGAAUAGAGUGCGCGAGUCAUGUGCUAUCGCGUAAGCGGCUACGAUAUAGGCCGAUAUUCAUAGUCGAUUCUUAUUGUCGUCUUAAGAGGCUAGUGCUCUCUGUGAUUGGUUAACAACACAUUAAGAGUAUACUUAACAUGAUCUUAAAUAUAAGAACGGACUAUAAAUACCGGCCCUAGGUAUAGAAAAGGAGCGCUGCAUGUAGGCAGCUUCUAUCCUCCUCAGUCGCGCAUGCAUGCGCCUUCCCAAGGAGAAGAAAAAGUCAGUUUGAUGUGGCAUGAUGUCAAUUUCAUGCCAUAUUGACCAAAUUUAUGUCAAAUUUUGCUCCAAACCCAUACAGCGCCAAGGCUUUCAGAAACAUUUCAGAAAACAUUGUU